Messenger RNA from Botrytis sinoallii, 1275 nucleotides. RefSeq lists its product as uncharacterized. Lineage: Eukaryota; Fungi; Ascomycota; Leotiomycetes; Helotiales; Sclerotiniaceae. The record is from RefSeq and is a predicted model, not a curated record. Bases 1 to 1275 code for a protein of 424 amino acids. The transcript has 6 exons.
AUGAAGACCCAAACAAUUCUUUCAAUUCUUUUGGCUACGGCCCAUCUCGCUGCUGCUCAAGGAGGACCAAUCCGUGGACCUGGGGGCACCGAUGUUGGAAACAACGGCCCUCAAGGUGGAAACAACGGCCCUCAAGGUGGAAACAACGGUCCCCAAGGUGGAAACAACGGUCCUCAAGGUGGAAACAACGGUGCUCAAGGUGGAUGGAGCCCACCACCAUCAAAAGAGACUACAAUCUCCGAGGCUUACGGAUCAUCAAACUCCGGAGCAAAUCAGCAAGCAGUUUGCGAAUGUUACCCAGAUGAUGGCACUAACGCACCAUCUUUGACUGCUGCUAUCAGUCAGGAACAAGGUGCCAACUCAGACAGUGGUACAUCAUUCACCCAUAUCGUAGACACCACUCCUCCUAAGAAACCAUGGAAGCGACAACGUGGUGGAGACGACGACGAAGAGGAAGGUCCUGAGGCACAGAACGCCGCCGGAGGAUGGAAGCCAAAGCCAAAGCCAACCAAGCCAGAAGAAGCCGCUGCAUCAGCAUCUGUUGAUGCCACUCAAGUCGGUAUCAACGCUGCUGGGGGUGCUGGCUCUGCUGCAGGCCCAUGGGGAGCUGUCUCCUAUGCUGGCCCCGCAAUUGGUGCCAACUAUCAAGACAUCGAUGGAAACUGUGUGUGUCCACCAGGUCAAUCUCCCCACAAGCCAAAGCCAAAGGGGGAUGCUCCCGCAGAGCAAGGUGGUGCAACUAGUCCAUCGGGAGGAAAGCCUGAUGGCGGAAAGCCUGAUGGAGGAAAGCCUGAUGGAGGAAAGCCUGAUGGAGGAAAGCCUGAUGGAGGAAAGCCUGAUGGAAACGGAAAUGAGAGCGGAAACGGAAAUGGCAAUGCCAACGGUAACCUCAAUGGAAACGCCAACCUCAAUGCCAAUGAGAACCAGAACUUGAAUGCCAACAUCAACAAGAACGAGAAUGUUAACAUCAAUGGCAACGCUAAUGAAAACAUCAACAAGAACUUGGGACUCAACUUCGGCAGCAACAGCAAUGGAUGGGGAUCAUGGUUCGGAAGCAAGGCCGCUGCGGUCGCUGCUGACCCCGCCGCCUCCGGCACUCCAGUCGCCGCCAGCGAUGCCUCCGGCAUUGUUGGUGCCACUGAUGAGUCGUUCGUCCCAGAAGUCUCCACCGGAGACGCUUCCGGUGUUGAGCAAUUCACCGGUGCUGGAUCCAGCAUUACCAUCUCCGCGUGGGGAUUCCUUGCUGCCGUCUUCGCCAUUGCCAACGUCUUGUAG